CGGCGAGGCGUGUCUCUUCAUCCUCCCUCUUUGCCUCGCGAGGUUGCGACACAGACGCCGCUCAGCGUUGACGUCGCGCGACGUCAGAACAGUCGAGACGCUCAAAGCCUCUGUUGGGCAACGAGACAUCUGCGGCAAGCUUCACCUCAAUCUAGCGCUGCAGCCUUGAUAGUGUACACCUCCUGGCCUCGCUGCCAUGCUUCGUCGCGCAAAGAAGAGGGACCAGCCCCUUGUCGAGGGCUACGAUGGAGCGGCAUCGUCCUCGUCAUCGCCGAUGCACUCGUCGCCGCAUCCUCCUCAGCAGCAACAAACACAGCAGCAGCAGCAGCAGCAGCAGCAGCAGCAGCCCUUCUAUCAAAGCCAUCACGGCUCAUCACGGCAUCUCCUCAAUCCUUCACAGUCGACGUUGACCGAGCCGAACAGUGACAGCCGAUAUCCCGCUACUUCUCCCAAGCCGUACCAUCCUCGUCUACCUUCGAGCUCAUCUGCUGAGGCAAUGCCGCCUCCCCAGCCAUCUGGCUAUGCAGCCUCACCGUCGGCCUCGAGCGGCUCACAGCCAAUGGGCCGAAGCCAGUCGACACUCAAUCUCUUCUUCUCCAAGGCAAAGAACAGCAUAACAGGCUCUAGCCAGCAGCAGCAGCAGCAGCAGCAGCAGCAGCAAGUGCCGAAUUUGAACUCGUCCAACUCGUUUGGAUCGCUAGGUAGCUUGCAAGAAGAUGGUGCCGCUGGCUCAGCCAUGUACUCGCGGCCGUCCAUCUCUCUCCAACACCCAGGCGCUUACCCCAUGCCGACCUCCAACAACGCUAGCCGAUCAUCUUCGUCCAAUGACUUCAGGCAAGUCACGGCGAAACCCUCGAUCGAGCUAGAUCAAUCCUCACUCGGCUUUGGACCUACUUCGCCGACGAAGAAGAGCUUCUUCUCCCGCGAACGCAAGACGUCGAUGGCGAGGUUGCCCAACCCGAGCAGAAUGGGCGCUCAACAGCAGCAGCAGCAGCCAUAUGGCGGUUCUGCUGGCGUUUAUGGGCGGGGUCAGAGUGCAUACAGCAAGAGCCAGAGCGACCUGCAUUAUGCCAGCCCUCGCUCGCAGUAUGCAGAGCUACCUCCUCGCAUGCCGACGCUGCCACAAUCAAUCCCAGACGAGAGGAGUGGUGCCAGCCUGUUGACCUCGCCCAGUCUACUGGGAACAAACGGCAUGUCACGCAGCGUCGAGGAUCUCAAUCACCCAGCCCUCUCGAGCUCUUCCAGUGGCGGAGCUACGUCAGCCGGUCCGGGGCCCCGCAGCCCCUCACCUCAACCAGGUGGCGUAAGUGGCAGCGCCGUGUACAGCUCCAGCCCUCGCACAGGCGGCACAUGGGGUGAGCACGGCGUUCCGCAUCAGCAGCAACACUGGGGUCGUCCAUCAGACAUCGGGACCAUCGGGCCCAAUGAGCUCAGCAAGUCUCGACAGUCCUCGGCGAGCGGGUCGGGGAUGGCAAGAGCCAUCUCUCCUAGCGGGUCCAGGCCGGAGCAAAUUCCCUUCAGCUCGGCUUCAUCUCAGUGGCCACCCCAGCGCGGGACGAGUCCGACUCCGGAGUACGCAUCGCCUCCUGGUGCUCACGUUGGCCAUCAGCGCAAGGGUUCGAAGCUGCCUAUGGUCGGGGCCGACGGAUUCUUUGGUGCUGGGCAGGGUGGCGGGAGAGAACGUAAGGCUACGGGGUCGAGCUUGGCAAGCUCGUUCAGCCUCACAAAUGUUGCAGCAGGAGCGUCGAGCGUUAUGGACAAGCUGAGAGGUGGUAGCAGCAGUGGGAGCAUCGCGUCGAUCCAUCAACAGCAGCAACAACACCAGGGCUACAAUCGUGAGAGAGCAUCAUCCUCUGCCGACUCACUCAAGGAGGUCGCUGGUAUCGGUUCAUCGGCACCUUUGCCCCCUGGCUGCACUCAUCAGGGUCUUCUCAACCGCAACGCCAACCUCUCGCUCUCGGUCGCACAGCUGGGCGGCAUCGGGACGAGGGAGCGAGAGAAGGAUGUCACAAAGGGCUGGAAGCCUUACAAGGUCUUGCUACGCGACCACAACCUGGUCUUCUACAAGCCGCCAAACAAUCUUGCUGAUGACGUCAAGGGCUUGUUUCCAAGCACUGUGGUUCGUGGAGCAGGCGACGGUGCGGGACUGUCGCAGGCGUACGCCGGACAAAGGAUAGAUGCUGAUAUGCUGAAGCAGAGCGGGCUGGGGACAAUGGAUCUGCUCAACGCGACAUCCAAUAGUGGCGGGCAGAGUGGAUUGGCGGCAGCAGCAGCACCUCCGAGGAGUGCUCACGCCUCGCCGGCAAAGAAGCAGCUACCCAGUCCACCACCUGCUCUGUCGACUGGCGUCACUGCUACUUCGACGUCGUCCCCGGCCACUACCUCUUCGUGGCACAUGCCCGGCGCUCAUCCAGAAUCGGUACUCGUACCCUCUCGAGAACGUCCAGAGCAUUGGGCACAACGCAUUCACAGCGGUACCCUUGAAGCUCUUGUGCACGAGAUCAUUCAUGCUACCCAACUCCUUGCUCAGGACGAUCCGCAGGACACAGCGACGAUGAUCCAUACAACCCUCUUUGCCGCGCUCUCUAACGGACAUGGCCUCGUAGAGUUCGUCUCGUAUCUGACGACUCAAGUCAGCACCGCCCUUCAGAUCUCGGGAGAGGAAGAGGGUGUUGAAGCCCUACACAGCGCAGUUCGAGGCCGUGCAGGCUGGUGUUUCGACGUCCUCAUCGCCAAAUAUGCCGAUGCGAUUGACCCGCGAACCAUGUCGAUGCUUGAGCAGCUCGUCAGCAGUACCGAAGGCCUCAACGUGGACGUCGCAGCAGCCAUCAAGGAGCAGCGCUCGUCUUCUUCCUCCCUGCCUGCAGGCGUCUCACGCCCUGUACCCAAUGACUGGUCAAAGCACACGCCAGACCCGCCGCGACCCAAGCUGGCUUCGCUCGCUCAAGGGCACUUCUCGGCCUCAGAUUUGCUCUCAUUCGAGCCGGCGGACGUGGCCUCGCAAAUUCAGAUCUUCCAUGCCGAUCGGCUGAGAGCGCUCGCUAUCCCUGAGCCAACAAUGUCUGCUCUCGCGGGCAAGACGAGCGGAGACUCCUCGCCUUCUGCUGCAGAUGCAGCCUUGUUUAGCUUCAGCGGCAGCUCUCCGCACUACUUGACGACACUGAUCCUCCAGCAGGUUCUCGAGGGCUCCGACAGUAGCGGCAACAGCAACAGCAACAAUGCGGCAACCCUCGCCCAGCACGCCCGUCAUCGCGCUUCGCUACUCCGCCACUGGAUCGCCAUUGCCUCUUACUCUCUCAGCUAUGGCGACGUUCUAGCCUGGACUGCAAUUAUGGCUGCUCUCUGCUCUCGUGCCAUCUCACGCCUUGAGCACACCUGGCGCCUUGUUGCUGAGGGGGACCGCACUCUCCUGGCUAGCUCAUGGGCGCCGAAGUUGUCCAAGCUACAGUGGAAUGAGGACGGGAGCUUGCCAGUCGAGCCCGCCGUCUCGAUGAGCAGCGUCACGUCGCGUAAUCCAAAGAGCAAAGAUGGGCGUAAGCCGCAGUGCAUUCCUUUCUUGGGCGACUCGCUGGUCGACAUUCGCGCAGCGGUCGCCACGCAAGAACAACCGCAGCGCAUCCCAAUCGCCUCCCUGACGCAGAGUUCCGAUCGUCUCUACGAGGCUGUCACCAAAUGGGCAGGUCAAUCCUUCAAAGGGUCCCGCGUAGCACCAGACGCGAUCAUCUUUGUUGCUCGUCCAAUUGUUGAGUUUCAGCAAUUGCUGCAGCACCUCUCUUUCCAGUCAGGGACCGCAGCAAAGAGCAUCUCAUCGUACAUCGACGCCUCGCUGCGCCUCGAGCCACGUUCGCUGGGCAACAUCGACCGUAACUGGCGUCCACCCCUUCCUGCCUCCCUCAACGCAAAGACGCUCCUCCCCCUCGUCUUCCCCGAGGCUUUACCCAACCUCGACCUACUCGAUCGACGCCAAAUCGUUGCAGCGGCAGCCAGUGACGACCAUCGUGCCAUGGGCUCAUCCUUGGUCACGCGAGACUUUGAUGCUACCAUUCGAGGGCCAAGCGGUGCGGGGAGCAAGUACGUCAGGUCUCCGCUCAGCGGCACGCCGCUGAUGAGAGCCUCAAUUCAAUCGCUGUCGCGGAGCAAAGCGGCAGCUAUGAGCUCGCCGGGUACGAGAGCGGGCGCUCUGCCUUUCGGGCUCAUAUCAGAGUGGAGCACGCGCGGUCUCUCCACUACAGCGGAAGAGGAGACGAUUCAUCGCAUCGGCAACGAGCUGAUCCUCAAGAGUGUCGAUGACCCACCAAUGUCGCUUCCUUCGACGCCUAUGACUAGCAAGCGCUUCUCGCAGGACUUCGGCAGCCGAGCAACAAGGCCACUGUCGCAGGUCUCGCGUCGAUCCAGCUUGCCGGCAUCGCAGCGGAGCUCUGUCAUUGAGACGGUACUGCCGACUCAAGUGCAAGUCAAGGCAGGAACGCUCGAGCGCCUCGUAGACGUGCUCGUGCUCGGAGUGACGGAUCUGUCCAUCUCCCUCAGCGGCAACAACGACGACGCUUCAGGCCCAACGGACGCGCAGACCAAGGUCUCUCGCCUUUCCCUCGACCUGCAGAAUUAUCGCGCCGCCUUCCUGGCCACUUUCCGCAGCACCUGCAGCCCACUCGUACUCUUCGACUUCCUGCGCAAGCGCUUCCUCGCAGCAGUCAAUGCGGGGCGCGAGUUCGCUGGUCUUCCCUCUGGUCCAAACGCCAGCCGCUUUCCCAGCUGGAGCCUCAUCGAUGCUUCGGCGGGGGCGACAUUGGAGCCAGUGGAGUGGGACUUUGUAAAUCGCGUCAGGCACGGGGUCAUUGCUGUACUCAAGCUCUGGGUCAGAGGCUUUACGCAGGACUUUGUCGACGAGCCUGAGCUGUACGAUGCUAUCGUUGCGUUUGUCAAGCAACAGCAAGCGAGCACAAAGGCGGCUAGAGUGGAUGACGUCGACUUCUCGCGAGCAGUAACAGGCUUGGAAGACGUCACCUCCCUUCUUCGCAGCAGCGCCUUCAAGACGAAUGCCGCCUACAAGCAAGACAUGGCCAAGCGCGCUCAAGCGAACCCCUCGUCAUCCUCAGCGGCUCCCUCUGCACGCGACCUUGACUUUGACUUCGACCAAGCCUCACCUGUCGCCCUUGUCGACUACCUCGAGUCGGUAGCUGGCGUAUUCUUCGACAAAAUCACAGAGCGCGAUCUACUGAUCUCCGCAGAGCUACUUGAACGCCAAGCUCAGGAUCCGCUUGGCUGGCACAUCGUGCGCGAUGCGGGGCCAGACGAGCCGCAGGUCUUGACGAUGUACAAAUUGCUGGAAUUGCUCAGGCCUGGUGGAGCAAGCGAAGGCAGCAGCAAGGCGUCCUCGGCCCCCUCCCCAUCACUAGGGGAACGCAUGCCAGCCUCAGUGCGAGACGCUUGUGCUGCGCAGAGCUUGCUGCGAGGUUGGAUCGCCAUACACAUCAUCGAGACGCGCAUCGGUGUCCAGCAUAGGCAGAACCGUAUCGAGAAGCUCAUCGACGCCAUUUGGCUGUGCAGAGCAAGAAUGCUGCGCGCUCGCAUGCCCGAAGAGGCCACCGCUACUCCAGCAGCCAACGCGGUGCCUCUCGCCGGUGCUGCGCCUAUACAGGACUUGACAGUCGGUUCAUUCGUUGAGAGCAUCAUUGUCGCAAGCUUGACGUCCUCGGAGAGCAGGACGUUCGUCAGGGCCUGGCAGGGCGUUUGUCACGCUCGAGGUGGGACGGGCGAGGGGCUCGAUGACUUGCUGCCGCGCCCAGAUGCGCUGUCUACCCUCAACCAGGCGGCCGCCUCCUCUCCCGCGACUCCUGACGUCGGCUGGCUGCUCAAGUCCAUCGCACAAGCCCUCUCGCGUCGUUCAGCCGUCGCGCAGGCCGACAGCUCCUACGUCGACUUCGAACGCUCGCAGAUUGUGCACAGCCUCAUCGAGUCGAGCCUCUCCCUUCGCAAGCAGCCUGGCGACGGCAACACGCGCACAGUCGUCGAUCCAAAGACAGCUGAGCUAGCGGGUGCCCGACUUUCGGUCAUGCAGACCAAGCUACGCAGGGUCGUCUGGGAUCGCCGGGCCUUCAAGGACGAUGCUGCCCACGAGGCCAGCAGCGCGCCCCCUCUACCUCGCGACACGACUUGGCGUGCAUUCAGGCCGCUGCAGAAGCUCAUGUCCGAGCAGCAGGACAAGCAACAGCGCGACAGGCACGCGUUCGAAACAUUGCGCUCUGCAUUGGAAGCGGCGAAGACGACAGCGUCACGCUCCCCGGCGAUGGGACCACAGGAGAUCAUCGGCCGCUCGUCAACUAGCAGCUCUGUAACGCUGAUGGUACCAGCUGGCGUGGGCGGUGGAGGUAGUGGCUUCCCCUCGGACAAGAAGUCGCGCCGUAUGACCUCCCUCUGGCGCGGAGCAGCUCGACUCGGUGGUGGCGGAGGGCAAGCCCUUGGCGGGGUGUCUGGCGGUGCUACCGACCAUUACGGGCAACGCCCCUACAGCGACCUGGUCUCUGCUAUCCCGAUCAGUCAGAAGCCGUCAAUGGUCGUCAGUCUUGGUGGGGCAGAUGUCACAGUCUGGAACAACACUCAGCGCUCCUUUGUCUUCCAUGUUUCCUCGCUCGACGGGCAACGCAUCCUCCUGCAGGCGUCAGGACAGGCAGAGCUGGCUGACUGGCUCGCACAAAUGGACAAGGCGGUACGUGAGGGUCCUCGUCCGGCCGGCAGCAAUGAUCCGCGUCGUCAAGCAGGUGGUGCCGGGCGCGGAGGGUACAUGGCGAAGAACGCUUCCUCCUCUGCGGCGAACUUCACCUCGCUCUUCGGUCAGGACAUCCCCACCCUGGUCGAGAGGGAAGGCCGGCCCAUCCCUCUCGGCCUGGAGCGCAUGUUCAACGAGAUCGAGUCACGCGGUCUCCAAGAAGUGGGCAUCUACCGCAUCUCGGGCUCCAAGUCCACGAUCGAAGCGAUGGAGCAAGCUUUCCGAAGUCGCCCGCCUGAGAGCAUUGACCUACAGCACGGCGAAUUCUCCGAUGUGCACGCGAUCAGUGGUCUCAUCAAGCUUUGGUUCCGUGAGCUCCCUGAGCCAGUGGUUCCGUUCAGCUUCUACAAUCCGAUCAUCGAGGCUGAAGCGCUGGAAAACUCGGACGAUCGGCUCAUCGCUCUGCGCGACCUCAUCUGGUCUUUCCCCAAGGCGCACUUCGACCUCCUGCGUCGCACUUGCGAGCACCUCGCGCGCGUGGUCGAGGAGGGGGAGAAGAACAAGAUGCUGCCGCACAACAUUGGGCUCAUCUUCGGUACUUCCCUGCUCAAUCCGCCACCCUCGGCUACAAGUGUUGCAGAGGCGUUUGGGCAGAUUGGUAAGAAGGCGAACGUGGUCAAGAUCAUGGUGCAGUACUACGAGUGGAUCUUCGAUCCUGAGCCGGCGGAGGGUGAGCAGGAGGAGGACGCUGAAGGCGAGGAGGCGGUAGCAGGAGAGCGAUCCAACGAGGGAGAGACUUUUGACAAUGCGGUUACUGCUGCGAACCCAGCGACCGGCCUCGAGGACAUCGACGAGGCUGGCGACACCAGCGCCACAAUUCAGAGCGAAGAAGGCGGUGGACUUACAGCAGAUGAGCUGCUCGCGCAGCUGCAAAAUGACGCCUCAGCCGCAGCCGCAGCCUCUGCCGCAACGAAUGCUGGCCUCCUUCCCCGUGGUGGCGGCGGCAGCGCUGAAUCGACCACGGAUGCUCAACACACCCCAAACCCACAGACUCCAGCGCAACUGAGUACGGCAGACGCUUCACUCGCCGGUCAAGCGCUGCAGCGCCCCACUCUCCCACGACGGGACUCCCGCCGCGAGGAGCUCUCCAUCUACCAGGAUGCGGUGGACAUUGAUCUGGGCGAAUCGGCUGCCGUUGCGGUGCGGUCGAGCUUGCUCCCCGACGAGGCCAUGAUGGAUGUGCUGAGGGCGAUGCGACACGAGGAGGGAGCAGGAGCGCAGCAGGCUGGCGGGCGACAUUAGACGCUGUUGCAGGGACGAGGGGGCGCGGAAAGACGUGGGACAGACGAAGCCGUUGUUAACAUCUGAGGACGAAGGUGCCCUCAUUCCCCUCUGCAUGGACAUUUGCCUUACUCGCCAAUGGGUUUGUUCCCAUCAUCAUUACCCUUGCUCCUUCUUCCACGAUCCCUUUCUUCUUCCUCCAUGUUGUCUUUCUUCUUGCCUUGCGCUCUUCUUCUCUCACAUUGAUACCAUUGGUCGAUUCUCCUUGGCCACAGGCUUCUCCACAAGCGUGUUUGAGGUAAUGUUGCCCCAGGCCCGUGGGUCGUGGCGGCGGGCUAUUUUGGCCCUCUCGUAAGAAGGUGGCGUCGCCUCAGCUCACUUCGGCUGCG
Molecule: messenger RNA, 8376 nt
Organism: Jaminaea rosea
Lineage: Eukaryota; Fungi; Basidiomycota; Exobasidiomycetes; Microstromatales
Exons: 1
Coding region: 197-8008 (2603 amino acids)
Biological process (GO): small GTPase-mediated signal transduction; positive regulation of GTPase activity; regulation of actin cytoskeleton organization
Cellular component (GO): intracellular anatomical structure
Molecular function (GO): guanyl-nucleotide exchange factor activity; GTPase activator activity
Source: RefSeq, a predicted model, not a curated record